GUUAACUGUCAACACAUUCUUCUUGUCAGAUUGAAUAAAAUACGGAGGUUUCUUUUCCUUCGUAAAUUUCCUUUGAACAAGGAACUAAUCAAGAUAUCAAAGACCUCACAAUGCCGGAACUAACAGAAUUGGACAAGGCCACCGCCUCUAUGACCGAAAAGCGCAAGGAGGAGACGGCUUCAUCGGACAGCGAUUCCGAUGACACUAUUCCAGAAUUAGAAGAUGCAGGAACAACAGGUGCAGGUGGAAUCACGAACCCAAUCGCCGGUAUCGACAUUGUAUCAAAGGCUAAGCAGUCCCGUGGGGAGAAGAAGGCCCGUAAAAUUAUGAGCAAACUCGGAUUAAAACCUGUGCAAGGAGUCAACAGGGUUACAAUCAGGAAGUCAAAGAACAUCCUCUUUGUGAUCAACUCUCCAGAUGUAUACAAGAACCCUCAUUCCGACACAUACAUUGUGUUUGGUGAGGCCAAGAUUGAGGAUCUCUCACAACAGGCAACCAUGGCAGCUGCUGAACGGUUCAAGGCCCCAGAGACAGCUGCUGCUGGCAACGACACUGCUACUGCUGGCACUACAGUGGCACCCAUCGCAGAGGAAGAAGAUGAGGAAGGAGUAGACGAGACAGAGGUUGAUGAGAAGGAUGUCGAAAUUGUGAUGGUGCAGGCGAAUGUGUCUCGAGCGAAGGCGGUUCGCGCUUUGAAGAACAACCAAUCGGAUAUAGUGAAUGCUAUAAUGGAGCUGACAAUGUAAGCAGUCCAGACGUAGUCAGUCACAAGUGUUAUUUUAUAUGUUCCUAGCUUUAAGUCAGUUAAAAUAAUUCAAGAGCGAGAGAGACGAUUGUCUGUCUCACCUGUGCAUCAGUAUAUAUCAAUUGAAUCCAAAGUCAAUCUCAGCAAAGCCACGAGUAUGGAUGGUAUUAGAAAGGAUUAUGGGAUUGUAUAUAGAAUUAUUUACUUCAAAAUACAAUAAAGUAUGGUAAAC
Molecule: messenger RNA, 977 nt
Organism: Nymphalis io (European peacock)
Lineage: Eukaryota; Metazoa; Arthropoda; Insecta; Lepidoptera; Nymphalidae
Gene: Nacalpha
Product: nascent polypeptide-associated complex subunit alpha
Exons: 6
Coding region: 111-746 (211 amino acids)
Biological process (GO): protein targeting to membrane
Cellular component (GO): cytoplasm; nascent polypeptide-associated complex
Source: RefSeq, a predicted model, not a curated record